Messenger RNA from Phyllostomus hastatus (greater spear-nosed bat), 5896 nucleotides. It is a transcript of the gene N4BP2L2, whose product is annotated as NEDD4 binding protein 2 like 2. The transcript is spliced from 7 exons. The record is from RefSeq and is a predicted model, not a curated record. Gene Ontology annotation, molecular function: transcription corepressor activity. Gene Ontology annotation, cellular component: nucleus. The coding region runs from base 728 to 2488 and encodes 586 amino acids. Lineage: Eukaryota; Metazoa; Chordata; Mammalia; Chiroptera; Phyllostomidae. Gene Ontology annotation, biological process: negative regulation of transcription by RNA polymerase II.
GACGUUUUCGAUUUUUUCCUUCUUCCGUCUGCGAUGUGUACACUUGCCAGCACUUGGUCGGACCGUUCUGAUACCUAUACAGAAUUCUUGGCAGAACCCCAACCUGUUUCCAUUGAGACAGAGGAAGUGAUGACGCACUUUUGCCCUGGCCGCCCAGUCAGGAGGCCGUGGGUUGCCGGUUGUGCACAGACCGCGCUCGGUUACUACAACCCCCUUGUCUUUUUGGGACUUUUCUGACGUUUCGAUUGCGAAAACGAGAAGCCGAGAGGUGGCCGAGUUGAAGCUGUUUCCUGGAAUUCGGCAUUCUUUGCAGUUGUGUCUUCCUUGAGCCACUGACCUAUCGAUACCGUUCUCUUUUGGCCUUUUUACCUUUGCCUUUUUCUUCGUGUUGGAGCAGCACCAGAGAGCGGACAGAACGAACGUGACUGACCGAAGCAAGUUUUCGGAUUGUAUUCUUGAGCAUCCCUUGAAAUACGAAGGAAGAAGAGUUUAAUCUUUAAGAUUUUCCAACCAUCUGGAAAAGAGGAGCGCUUUGAUAUGGGGGAGUUGCCAGAAGUUCUUCCCUAAACAAAUGACGUAUUUGCGUCAUUCUAGUGCAGCUGAAGUACUUUUCUUUCUUUUAAAUGAGUGCAGCACACCCGUUUGGAAACCACUUUUACACUACUAGCAGGAAUGGAGCCCACAAAGACUGGCAUUUCCGUUAACCUGGCGUUUGAUAGCUCCGGAGAUGUGCUUGUCUGAGAUGCCUUAUGAUGAAAUUGAAGCUAAAUCUUUGGGACAUGGGGAAGACCUAACAAGUGAACCAUGCUACAAGAAACCGAAGUCAACUGAAGAGUCUUUUAUUUUCCUCCGUCAUGGUAUUUCUAAUUUUCACAGAGUACAAGAGAAAACUGGAAAUGAUUGGGUCCCUGUGACCAUUAUUGAUGUCAGAGGACGUGGUUCUUCUCAGGAAGACAAAACCAGAACUACAAAUUUGCUGAAACCAGUGCAUGAUAAGAUGCUUAGUAAUAGACCAGCUGUUACUGAGUCCGUUAAUUCACAGGUUUUACAGGCUACAAGUUCUCCAUUGGUAUCCACAGAUGAUGGGAUAUAUAGCACAAGUAAAGCAUUUAUAGGACCCAUUUACAAACCCCCUGAGAAAAAGAAAUGUAAUAAAAAGAGGAAGCAAGUAGACAAUAUUAAGGGUAUAAAUGGCGAAGGAGGACAAGAUGAGAAACAAAAAUUUAACUGGAAAAAAUCAGAGAUUGAUAAUGAAUUAUUCCAGUUUUACAAAGAAAUUGAAGAACUUGAAAAUGAAAAAGAUGAUUUAGAAGGCAGUUGUAAGGAACCCAAACUCUCUGAGGAACAGUUUAUUUCAUAUGAUCAGGGACAUAAUAAUGAUCUGAUGAAAUAUGCAGAAGAAAAGAAAAGAGAUCUUAGUGCUCUUCAGUUGCAUUGUGGUUAUCAACAGGACAUGAGGAAUGAGCCAGGCAGAUAUCCUUGUCAUGGACAAGUGAUACCUACAUUUUGUGAUGUGUCCUUUACUUCCUUCAGGCAUGAAUGGCAAUCAGUGCAUUCUUUUAUAAUACCCAGGGGUCCUCCUUUUCCUAGUUCUAACUGUCAUUUAAAUAUUCAAAGAUUCAGUGCUCCACCAAGUCCAUCAUCAAAUAUUUUCCAUGCCCAAGAUGGCUCUCAGACUCAAAAAGGAGGUUAUGUGAAUAACUGUCAUGGUAAUUGGAAUUGUUUGACUUUUGAUCAGAGCAAUGAAUAUACUGACUUUAGUGAAAAUAUCGGUAGUGAUCUUCCCUUUGGAAAUGGCUACACUGUACAAGAUGCAUAUGUGAGUGGUGGUUGCUGUGAACCUAGUAAAGGAUGCUGGAAAGAUCCUAUAGAUAAGCAUAAUAGCCCAGAUAGGUUUAUGAACCAGCAGUUUCAAGAGGAGAAGUUAGGUAAAUUGCAGAAGUUACUUAUUCUUUUAAGAGGCUUGCCUGGUUCUGGAAAAACAACAUUAUCUCGAAUUCUGCUUGGUCAGAGUCGUGAUGGCAUUGUGUUCAGCACUGAUGACUAUUUUCACCAUCAAGAUGGGUACAGGUAUAAUGUUAAUCAGCUUGGUGAUGCCCAUGACUGGAACCAGAACAGAGCUAAACAAGCUAUCAAUCAGGGGAGAUCUCCAGUUAUAAUAGACAACACUAAUACACAAGCUUGGGAAAUGAAGCCAUAUGUGGAAAUGGCCAUAGGAAAAGGAUACAGAGUGGAGUUUCAUGAACCUAACACUUGGUGGAAAUUUGAUCCUGAAGAAUUAGAAAAGAGGAAUAAACACGGUGUGUCUCGAAAGAAGAUUGCUCAGAUGUUGGACCAUUAUGAAUAUCAAAUGUCCAUCUCUAUUGUAAUGAAUUCAGUGGAACCGGUGCACAAAAGCACACAAAGACUUCACCCUUCAGAGGAGAGACAGAGGUGGGGAAGUUCUCUAGGCUUGCACAAUCAAGUCUGUGUCACAUACAAUCAUUAAGAGAGAGGGGAAAGGAGGGAGAUGGAUCCAUCAGUUGCCUCUUGCACUCACCCCAACCAGGACAGUGGGCAACCUGGACAUCUGCCCUGAUUGGGAAUUGAACCAGUGACCUUUUGCUUUGCCAAACGAUACCCAACUAACCAAGCCACAACAGUCAGGGCAGAGCUGAAGUUUUUUAAUGUGUGUUUUUGUUUUAACAUCUGCAACCCAUAAUAAGUAAAGCUUCUUAGUUUAGAAUCAUAACAAACUAUUGCUUAGUUUUGUUACAGUGACCUUUUAGAAUAUUUGGAGGCAGCAGAAGGAGGAGAUUGAGUUUAGUGGUUUUUAGAGUUUUAUGGGUCACAAUUUGUAAAUCGUUGUUUUUUCCAUUAAAGUUAUUAGCUAUAAUUGUGUACAUAUAGGUAAAGGAGUGAUUUAAUUAAGGAAUUAAUAUUUUGUGAUGGUUUUCUUUCUCCUUACCUAUUAAAUAAAAUUAUCAUCCCAUUUUUUAUUUUUAAAAUUAUAGUGCUAAUAAACCAGUUAGUCUCUGUAUGUAUGUCAGAUUUUCUCAUUAAAAGUAUUCUUAGGGUAGUAAGAAGGCAUAUUAAAUUUGUUGGCGUAGAUUUUGAAAGAGGAGUAAUUAGCGAUUAUCUUCUUUUUGAUUCCUUACACCUUGCAAAGCAAAUUAAUUAAUUCAAUUCAUUUAAUUCAAAUUGCCAAACGUAUUAAGUCUAAAACAUUUCCCCUGUUAGCAUGAUUUGUAAAUUUUAUGCCAAACCUUUAAAAAUUUAUAAUCGAGAUUUUUGCAGUUAAAUUCAGAGAUUUUGUAAUGGAAUGGUUAUAAUGUAUACUGUCUAUUGACUAUACCAAAUGGUAUAAUUGUUGUAAUUGGGUACAUGUGUGUUAAUUUUGAAUAUAUUUCCUAUGGAAAUUCAUAAUGCGUUGUCACUGUAAUACUGUGCACAGAAUCAAGGGAAAAAGUAGCACAAAUAACUCUUUGGAAAGAGAUCUGCAAGAGUAAAUAGUUAUUCUCAAAGCUAAGGCUGUGUCUCUUGGAAAGUUCACUUUUUGAUACAUUUAAAAAUCUGUCCUAGUCAUUUACAUUAGAAAUCAUCUCUUUUUCCUUUUCUUCUUACAGAUUUAGUUUUUUGAAUAACCCUGUCCCAUUCCAGGUGUGAUGAUUACAGUAAUUACAUAUAUAAAACACUUCCCAAUAUAGAAACCAGUAAGUUCAAUAAGCUGUCUUAAAUUUAAAUAUGAGUAAAAUAGAUUAUUUUUAUUUUGCAUGGACCCAGCCAUAGUCUCCCCUAAAUUAGAACUAUAUACAAACAUUAUACCUACUUGAUGAGUAACUAAAGACUUCAUCUAGGAGUGCUGUCCAGUUCACAUUUCCAUGUUGCACUUCUUGUAAAUUAAUGGGAAGAUUGAGAGCCUUUGAUGAGCCAUUGGGCUUUUGCUCUCAAUUUUAUUAUUAAUUAAGGGGAAGAAAUAAGAAUAAUUUAUUUGCUUGUGAUUAAAAUGUGUUCAAGUUUAGUAGAGUUAAUCAAAAAAUACUAUUUGGAUUAUUUUCUUGUUUUGCAGUUUUAACUGGUUUCUCAAAUAGGGCAUAUAAAACUAAAGUUUUACUAUGCUUGGGGUUGGUUCAUCUACAACUAGUGCUUAUAAUUGUAAAAUUUUGUUUCUGUCUCUUCAGUUGUAAUUCUGAACUCAUCAGGUUUUUUAGUAUAACAAAAUGAGAGAAAAUUUGAUUUGGGAAGGGAUUGUGGAUUAUUCCCUUAAUUCUUCUUCCUUCUUUCUUUUUUUAUCUUAAUAAUAUUAGAAAUUGUGUUUUUUUCAUAGUCUUUUUUUGUACACAUUUUGUUUUUAUAUUCUCUGCUCAGCCAACCUUGUAACACUUUUAAUGAAGUUGAUGGAUGGUAAGUGACUGACAGAAUGGAGGUAAUUUUUUUCCUCCUAUGUUCCACUGAAUUUAUUGUUUCUUAUGAACCUUAUUUAACCAUGUUAAACUUAUAGACCACAGCUUUGUGGGUAGUUUCCUGACCCCGUUGUUUAGAUAGAACUUUGAUAUGAAAGUACUCGGAAAGAUUUAUAAAAUUCUAUCAAUGUUCAUUUGUUAGGAACCCCCUAAACAUGGUGUAGUAUUUGGAUAUAUGGAUUUAAGAAGAAGAUUCUUUUAUAGCACUUAAGCAUCAUGAAGACAGACUAGUUAAGUUGUUUGAAAUACACUAUCAUGAGAAUCACUAUUUUACCAUGAUUCUCCAAUCUGCCCUUUUUCUUUCUUUCUUUUUUUUUUAAAUUUUUAUUUAGUUUUAGAGAAAGGGGAAGGGAAGGAGAAAGAGAGAAAUACCUAUGUGUGGUUGCCUCUCACAUGCCCACUACUGGGGAUCUGGCCCGCAACCCAGGCACUUGCCCUGACUGGGAAUUGAACCAGCAACUCUUCGGUUCGCAGCCUACACUCAAUCCACUGAGCUACAUCAGCCAGGACAAUCUGGCCUUCUUAAAGAACUGAAUGAUUUUGAAGGAAAGCUGAUAGCAAUUUUGAGUUCAACUUCUGCAGGUGGGUCUUCAUAUUCUGCAGUGUUGUUACAAUAAUCAAUAGGAAGUUAAUGGUAGCAAGUCUUAAUUUAAUAAUAUUCAUUUAGGUAGCUGCCAUUUAUUUAUUUAAUGUAAUUGUUACAGUCUGAUUUUCAUAACAAUCUAUAAGUGUUUUAUAAAGAGGAAACAACUUACAGAGAUUAAGUAACCUAUCCAAUGUAAUUUCUUUAGGGAGAGAUGAAACUGAGAUUCAGAUCUCCCACAUAUAUUCCUCAUUAUAUCCCAUUUUAUCUUUUAAACUACAGUUUUUAGUUUUCUAAGGUAGGAAAGAAAUUUCAAUGAAGAAUGCAUCUUUACCUUUGAUUUACAGAGUUAAAAGGUAUGUUAGUUUAUCAAUAAAGUUGUGUACAAGAAAUUGUAAGUGGCCAUUUAUUUAGAAUAUAUUUUUUGAAGUCAAGAUUAAAAGGGGUUUAUACAAUUUAGUGUCUAAAUGUUUUCUAAAAGAAUAUUGAUAUAAUUGAUAAUCAUUUCAACAUCUUUUGAAUUUUUAUAUAUCCUUGUGCUUUAAUGUGUAAAAUCAAUAUUCAUAAAUGUAUUGCACAUUUAAUAUUUUCUGAUAAUAAAUAGCAUUAAAAUGUGUAGUAGUCAAUAAAUGGAUUGUCAAAUUACAUAAGCUGUUUUGCUGAUUAAUUUUGAGGCAGUAUUUCCUAAAGUAAAUCAACUCUAUUUGUAAGUGGUCUUUUUAAAUGUCCACUUAAGUGUAAUAGUAGUAGAAGUCAUAGAAAUAAUGUCAGUUUUCUCAUUUUCUGAAGAAUUGAGAGCUUUUUCCCUUUGUUUAUGUUGUUAAUUUUCCAAAAUUAAAAAACAAUAAGUUUUAAUUUGUUAUAAAUAUAA